Arachis stenosperma is the source of this 501-nucleotide messenger RNA. RefSeq names its product putative F-box protein At1g47790. Gene Ontology annotation, molecular function: protein binding. The coding region runs from base 54 to 458 and encodes 134 amino acids. NCBI's taxonomy places the organism in Eukaryota, Viridiplantae, Streptophyta, Magnoliopsida, Fabales, Fabaceae. The record is from RefSeq and is a predicted model, not a curated record. The transcript has 2 exons.
UUGUACCAACGCAGAAACCCUAACAAAAGAACAAAGCUGAAGAGUGAUCGAUCAUGGAGGAGAAGAAGCAGAAGAGCUUUAACGACAUCCUUCCUCUUGACCUGAUUCAAAGAAUCUUACUGAGGAUUCCGGUCAAACAUCUCGGCCGCCUCAAGUGCGUUUCGAAGCUUUGGCACUCUCUCAUUUCCGAUCCAGACUUCGUGGAAUCGCAUCUUCACUUCUCUCUCGCACUCACCCAUGCGUGCAUAAAAAACAAGGACUCCACGGAAGCUUACAUUCUUCACCUAGAAGAAGCAUUUAACGACAAAAAUUAUAAAGUCAAAGAGGUAUCUUUCCCUUUGAAGAAGAAGUCACUUUCUGAGUUUCGUGUAUAUACAGAGAGUCUCUUGCUGUUCCCUAGUAAUGGCCAUCAGAGUCAGAAAGAUGUCAAACAAGGAAAGAGAAUUAGAAGAGAAUGAGUGCACAACAGUGCCACUUAAUUCUGUUGUAAAUAAAGUGUAG